AUGGUCGAAUCCAACGGACUUCCUGUGCCGGCCACAGUGACCAAUGGUGUCGAUGUCGAUCGCAUCGCUGUCAGCCCCAUGGCCCCUGAAAAGGUUGCCAGUCUGGCCCAAAAGAUCGAGUUGCUGAGCAAAGCCUUCACGUCUGGCCAGCCCGACGCGCGACUCCAGCUAAUGGAAGCCGCCGAUGCCCUUCUAGCAGCCGUCGAGACGCCGCGCGAGACCAUUUUCCGAUACUGCUGGCGCAACACUACCGGCUUUGCCGUGAUCGAGACAGCCAUCGACCUCGGGAUCUUCCGAUAUCUGUCGAACAAUGACCGACCGAUGUCCGUGGCCGAACUGGCGACAGCCACCGGCGCUGACAUCGUCCUGCUAAAACGAAUCAUGAAACAACUCAACGCCAUCCACGCUGUCACCGAAACCGGUAAGGAUGAAUACACCAGCAACAACUUUUCGCGCACGCUCGCCCACACCCGCUACGCCGAUGCCUUUCCCGUGAUAACGCGGACCACCGGGCGUGCCAUCACCGCGAUCCCGGAGUUCCUCCGUAAAACGGGCUAUCGCGACCCGGCCAACGGCCUCGACUGCCCCUUCCAACUCGGCUACAAGACCCAGUCCGCUUUCUUCGACUUCGUGGGCCAGGACCCGGUAAUCAGCGCCCAAUUCAACAAUCUCAUGUCCAUCUACCACCAAGGCCGCGCCAGCUGGAUGGACCCGGGCUUCUACCCGGUUGAGCAGCGCCUCCUGGUCGACACGACGACGACGACAGACCCCGCCGACAGGAUCCUGCUGGUAGACGUAGGCGGCGGCAAGGGCCACGACCUGGCCGAGUUCCGCGCCAAGUGGCCCAACACCCCGGGACGGUUGAUCCUGCAGGACCAGCCCGCCGUCCUGGCCGAGGUGGUGGGAAGCCAGCUGCACGAGUCGAUCGAGUGCAUGCCGCAUGACUUCUUCACCGAGCAGCCUUGUAAAGGAGCAAGAGCCUACUUCCUCCACUCGGUGCUGCACGACUGGCCCGACGCGAUCUGCCAGAAGAUCCUGGCCCCGCUGCGCGCCGCCAUGACCCCCGGGUACAGCCGGCUGCUGAUCAACGAGAACGUGAUCCCGGACCGCGGCGCGCAGUGGCAGGCGAUGGGGCUGGACUUCGUCAUGCUGGCGGACUUUGCGGGCGCGGAGCGCACCGAGUCCCAGUGGACGCGCCUCCUGCACGAGGCCGGGUUCCGCAUCCUGCGCAUCUGGGCGGCGGAUCGGUGGUCGGAGAGCUUGAUCGAGUGUGAGGUGGUGGCUGGGGCUGGGGCUGGGGCUGGGGCUGGGGCAUGAGUGGCUGCUUAGUUGAUCGAUUUCCGGGAUAUUGAAGUUUGAGCUUGUUUCGUUGGGGCGGGUUCCCCCUUUUUUUUUCCUUCUUGGUCCCUAUUCUAUCUAUAUUUAUUCAUUCUUCGAGUAAGAGCGAGUUGCGUCUGUGUGCGGUCUUUCUUUCUUUUUGGUUUGAUCAAUUACGAGGGCAGUUGAGGGUGAACCUUACGAAACUGCGGUAUCCCCUCGAAUGUUACAUGGGGUUUGUACUGGAUGGUAGUUGCGAUGCUGUCCCGAUGUUUCGAACUUAGCCCUAAGAGACGCGGCCGGAUGCGCCCCGAUGAGCAGGAAUGGGCAUGAUUUGACCGCUGUUCAACUGCAUUGUCGGCAUUUGAAGUAUUCAAAGAAGAGAUUUCUCUCGAUCUCAUCUGUGACCGCGCUCGACAACGUACAUGAUCAGGCAUGGCCGGAGUAAUCACCUG
Molecule: messenger RNA, 1772 nt
Organism: Aspergillus brunneoviolaceus CBS 621.78
Lineage: Eukaryota; Fungi; Ascomycota; Eurotiomycetes; Eurotiales; Aspergillaceae
Product: S-adenosyl-L-methionine-dependent methyltransferase
Exons: 5
Coding region: 1-1317 (438 amino acids)
Molecular function (GO): O-methyltransferase activity
Source: RefSeq, a predicted model, not a curated record